UUCGAUAUUUUCAUAGGUUGAUCAUUUCACAACAAUUGGAAAAAGCAUUGUUUGGUGAAAUACAAUAUAAUUAAUAUUGCAACAAGGGUGCAAUUGGCUCCCCCUUAAAUUGGGCAUCUAAAGCGCCACAAAUCUCAAUUGUCCUCCACCGCGGACACAUCAAAGUCCACCUGCAAUCCGCCGCUGGUCAGGAUUUGGACAGAGGCUCUGCAUACUGCCACAAUUACCACCGAUAUAGAACUUGAUCUCGUCAAGCUGAGUGCCAAUAGAAUGUCGUCACCAUGGGUUAAGAGCAGCGAGCCAGCGCAGCAGGUGAAUCUGGCGGAUAUAAUGUCGGAGCAAUAUGCCCACAAGUUGCACGACAAGGAGCUGCAGCGCCACACGGAGAGUCUAAAAAAACCUAACCAGCAAAUACCACCCGUUUGGGGGGCCGAGGCCUCAUCCCCACCAGCUCCUAGUUCGUUAAGGAACCAAAGCGAUGCGGAGGAAUGGGAGGAUUACUCUGCGCUUCUCAACGACGAAGGACACCUACCGGAGGACAUUCAGCUGCCGGAAGAUAGCGAUGCGGUUAUAGCCCAGCUAUUGCAGUCCCAGUUCGAUCACGAGUACAAUGAGGAAUUGCGUCGCAUCGAGCGGCAGCAGAACAAGCAGUCCAAGGUCACUGUUACCCUCAAUAAGUUCCUACGCGAUGGCGAUGCCGAGUUUUUACAUGACACUGCCGAAGAUGACUACGAGGAGGAUGAAUUGGAGCAACUGAAGCACGACUGGGAUCGGUUUGAGGCUAACGAACGGCAGCUUGACUCUAUACCACGAUGCGGCUUUAAAGUUAACAAGGAGGGCGAGAUGAUAACAAAGCACGAUCCACAGCUCUGUGCCGUGCGUAAUGCUCAGCGGGUGAUGUCCUUUCCACCGGAGUUUCCCACCGGCGAUGCUGCCGGUUUUGACAUGAAGCUCUCGAACAAGGUGUUCAACCAAUUAAGAGCCCAUUCUCGACGAGGUCGCUCGGACAAACAUGAAAAAGUGGCUACCGCAGAGAUGGGAUUGGAUGCGGGCACACGUUUGCUUCUGUACAAGCUAAUCAACAACCAAAUACUGGAGCAGAUCAACGGCAUCAUAUCCACAGGCAAGGAGGCGGUCAUCUUGCACGCCAACUCCGAUGCGAAUUAUACAGGCAGCAACGAGCAUGGUCACCAGAGUGGUGUGCUAGUUCCGCCGGAACUUUUGCCCCGGGAGUGUGCCAUCAAAAUCUUCAAAACCACGCUCAACGAGUUCAAGCAGCGUGAUAGAUACAUCAAGGAUGACUACCGGUUCAAGGAUCGCUUUAGCAAGCAAAACCACCGGGUGAUCAUCAACAUGUGGGCGGAGAAGGAGAUGCAUAAUCUGAUGAGGAUGCAAGCCAUCGGUCUAAACGUUCCAGAUGUGGUUGUGCUGAAAAAGCACGUGCUGGUAAUGCGGUUCAUCGGUGACCAUCACAACGCUGCGCCAAAGUUAAAGGAUGCCCGCCUGAGCGACGCGGAGCUGAGCUGCGCCUAUGAAGAGAUUGUGGCCGCAAUGCACAAGUUGUACAAUGAGGCCAAGCUGGUGCAUGCCGAUAUGAGCGAAUAUAACAUACUCUGGUACGAGGGUAAGUGCUGGUUUAUUGAUGUGGCCCAGAGUGUCGAACCGAAGCAUCCCAGUGCCUUGGAGUUCCUGAUGAGGGAUUGCGGCAACAUUGUUAACUUCUUUGAACGACGCGGCCUGCCCAACAUUUACACCAAGGAGCAGCUGUUCGAGUUUAUUACGGGUCUCAACUCAGAGGUCCACACUGCCGCUCAGCUGGAGCAGAUUCACACGCGUGGCGCUUCCAUCAGCCAAGCCACUGCUCCAAACCAGGAGGAGUGCCCCGAUGAACUGAAACCUUUGGAGUAUCCCUUUGAGCUGGCCUGGGAAAAAUCUCAGCAAGAUCGCGCGGCCCAAAAGGCUCUGCAGGAAGAGCAGGAUAAAAACGAUAACAAAACCGAUACGGAUCAGGAUCAGGAGACCGAUGAUAACGAGAACGAUAGUGACGACAAGGAAAAAGUUAACAAAACUGCCAACCAUUGAAACUUCUAAAGUGUAGACUCAUUUAGUUUAGUUUUUAAUUGAUAUUAACAGUUUGGCCACAGAGAUUCCAUAGCAAAACAAAUGAUGCUUGUAGUCAAGCAACUUGACUAUAAAAGAUCCCUCGAAAAAAGAAUAAAUAGUUUUGAUUUCCGCCUA
This is a messenger RNA of Drosophila teissieri, 2238 nucleotides long. Its product is annotated as serine/threonine-protein kinase RIO3. The coding region runs from base 271 to 2082 and encodes 603 amino acids. Gene Ontology annotation, molecular function: protein serine/threonine kinase activity; ATP binding. Gene Ontology annotation, cellular component: cytosol; preribosome, small subunit precursor. The record is from RefSeq and is a predicted model, not a curated record. The transcript is spliced from 3 exons. NCBI's taxonomy places the organism in Eukaryota, Metazoa, Arthropoda, Insecta, Diptera, Drosophilidae. Gene Ontology annotation, biological process: maturation of SSU-rRNA; protein phosphorylation.